Torulaspora delbrueckii is the source of this 1815-nucleotide messenger RNA. It is a transcript of the gene JEM1, whose product is annotated as Jem1p. NCBI's taxonomy places the organism in Eukaryota, Fungi, Ascomycota, Saccharomycetes, Saccharomycetales, Saccharomycetaceae. Gene Ontology annotation, molecular function: protein-folding chaperone binding; misfolded protein binding. The record is from RefSeq and is a predicted model, not a curated record. The transcript has a single exon. The coding region runs from base 1 to 1815 and encodes 604 amino acids. Gene Ontology annotation, cellular component: endoplasmic reticulum. Gene Ontology annotation, biological process: protein folding in endoplasmic reticulum.
AUGAAGCUCCGUCUUCUGUACAUCUGCUGUGGUUGGCUGGUAAAAGCUCUAGCCCAUGACUGUGACUUGGAGCGGUUCGAAUCGCUAUCUAAGAGUCUCAAAUAUGACCCUGCAUCACUCAAUAGUUGCCAGCAGAUAAUAGCUCAAUUGGAAGAUUGCAGUGAUUUAAACCCUAAAUCUAGACAAAGACUUCUUAAUCAAUUGUCAUAUAGGGCUGGCAUUAUUCAACUUUCUUUGAAUCAGGAUUUAAAUGCCAUAGCUUCGUUUGAGCGUGUCAAUGGCACUGAAGACUCCUUCAGUCAUCUAUCCCAAAAGAGGGUUGGAACAUUGUAUGCCGAAUUUGGGAUGUGGGACAAAGUCGAUACUGAGAACGAAAUACGGCAGGAGUUCCAGGCCAUCAACAAGUCGGUUCAUUCGAAAUGGGACGCGAACCACGAUGUUGCACAGAUUGAACCUGAGUUACAACAUUUACUUCGACUAUCUCCCUAUAGUCUUGAGACUAGGAAUUUUUAUCUCGAAACUUUACUUGUGAAACUUGCAAACAGUAUGGAUGUCUCCACGGCCCAUGAGACCAUAAAGACUAAUGAAAUAGUACUAGACAAGUACAGCUCUAGGAUCUCUUUGGAGAAGAGAAUACAAAUGCAUUACACUUCGGCAAUAAUCCAAACAUUUAUUCUCAAUACGGAGCCUACACACUUGCGAAAGUGUCUAGCUCUAGACAUGAAUUUCGAACCAUGCCGAAGGUUAACUCUUCUGCACAACAGGUUGAAGAAGGUUAAUCCAGCUCGCCCACAGAUACUAGAUCCAGAAGUAUAUGUGACUGGAGGAAGAAAUGGUGCUGACUGGCAAAGAAUCGUGCAGUUCUACCUAAGAGAUAAGAAACCUUGUGCCAAAUUGCCUUUGGGCUACAAAUUCGAGAACAAUUAUAAGCUCGUAUUGCGUGUAGCACAGAUGUCAUUAGAAGAACUAUUUACCACCCAAGGGUCCACCAGUCGCUUCGUUACCGAUUUCCACAAGUUUAUCGAUGUUAUGCUAUGUCAGGCCGCCACUGAAUCACCCUCAACAAAAUCGAUGACCCAGCAGUUUUGCAAAUUAUCAUUCGAAGAAAUCAUACCAGCUGACACUAGGAAAGAGAUCCACAGAUUGAGCACGACUAACCAAAAAGGUCUCGAAGCUAUCUUGACAAACAUCUGGAAUUCAUACCCACACCUUGCCGUUUAUGUGACUCAAACUAUUCUCAGUGAGUCCAAAAAUCCUCCCAGUGCGAUCCAAGACGAGUUGCACAAGUUCUUCAACGAGAACCACCUGGCAAAGUCUGCCAACAAAUUGAUUCAAAACCAGUACAAUACAAUCAGUAACAUGAUAAGGGAAAGGCAACGGAAACAUCAGCAGCAGCAGCAAUGGAACUUCCAACAACAACAAAAACAACAACAAUAUUAUAGACAACCUCCGCCACCAAACACCCCACGUACUGAUAGGGAUUACUAUAAAAUUCUGGGAUUACCAAAGACUGCGACAUCCAAAGAUAUCAGAAGAGCGUACCUUGAUUUCACCAAGAAAUACCAUCCUGAUAAACAAGGACAACUAUCUGAAAAAGAGGAGAGCAAGAUUCAUGAAAAGAUGUCGCAGAUCAACGAAGCUUACGAAACUUUGAGUGAUGACACCAGACGUAAAGAAUACGACCAGGCCAGGUCAAGUGGAUCAAGAAGCGGCCCAAUGAACCCUAAUAUGUUCAGACACGCAAACGCAAGAGAAGGCCAAGGCUCGUCACACUUUGGUAAUAAUUUUAAAAUGAAUUUUGGAUUUGGUUAUUGA